This is a messenger RNA of Culex pipiens pallens (northern house mosquito), 2123 nucleotides long. RefSeq names its product sodium-coupled monocarboxylate transporter 1 (gene bumpel). Gene Ontology annotation, molecular function: symporter activity. The record is from RefSeq and is a predicted model, not a curated record. Gene Ontology annotation, biological process: sodium ion transport; transmembrane transport. Lineage: Eukaryota; Metazoa; Arthropoda; Insecta; Diptera; Culicidae. Gene Ontology annotation, cellular component: membrane. The transcript is spliced from 10 exons. The coding region runs from base 236 to 2035 and encodes 599 amino acids.
CUUAGUUCUCAGUACGAGUUGGACCGGGGAUCGGAUUAGACGCUAGUCAAAGUCGGAGAAUCCGCGGGCGCGCGCGUGUGUGUGUGUUGUAGAUGUAGUCAAUCAAUUGAUCCGGAACGAAAAUAGAUAUCCUUUAGAACUGAGGGCGCGUGGCGCGUGGACAACCGUUUAAGAUCGUUGAUCUGUCGUGACAAGUGGAAAGUUUCCGUGGUUUGAAAACUAAAGUGGCCACAAAAUGAGCGAACUGGAGGAUAUUGUGGAGCACAUGAGGCGCUUUGCCUGGCCGGAUUAUCUCGUGUUUGUGUUGAUGCUGUUCCUGUGCAUCAUGAUUGGGGUGUACUUUGGGUUUGUGCAGCGGAAGCCGAACACCGAGUCCGAGUACCUGAUGGGUGGCCGGACCAUGCUGGUGUUUCCGAUCGCGCUCUCGCUUAUUGCAAGCUUCAUAUCCGGCAUAACCCUGCUAGGGCUACCGACCGAGGUUUAUUCCUUCGGAAUCCAGUACGUGUACGUGGCUCUCGGUGUCAUCGCAAUGGGCCUCGUUAUGGGCUUUAUCUAUCUGCCCGUGUUUCACAAGCUCAACAUCACUUCCACCUACGAGUACCUGGAGAUACGUUUCGAUAAACGGUUACGAAUGUUCGGUUCAGUAAUGUUUACCAUAAUGAAUAUUGGUUACUUACCAAUAGUUAUCUACGUUCCAGCACUUGCUUUUAAUCAAGUGACCGGCGUAAACAUCCACGUGAUCACUCCUAUUGUUUGUGUCGUGUGCGUGUUUUACACCUGUGUGGGUGGCCUCAAAGCGGUCGUUUGGACCGAUGUCGUGCAGACUUUUUCGAUGUUCGGCGCGCUCGUGCUGGUGGCCGUCAAGGGAACCAUCGACCUGGGAGGAUCGGAUGUUGUGUUCAGGAGUGCCUGGGAAACUGGUCGGUUGGAGAGGCCCAACUUUGACAUCAACCCGACCACGCGGCACACCCUGUGGUCACAGUUGAUCGGUGGGUUCGUGUACUGGCUGCAGACGAAUGCCGUCAGUCAGAACAUGAUCCAGCGGUACCUGUCGCUGCCGUCGGUGAAGGCCGGUCGGCGGGCUCUGUGGAUCUUUGUCUUUGGAGUUUGUCUGCUGAUGGCGUUGUGCAGCUACUGCGGCCUGCUGAUCUACGCGACCUACCAAAACUGCGACCCGUUGACGACCAAGCUCGCCAAAGCCAAGGACCAACUGCUCCCACUGUUUGUGAUGGACAUUCUCGGGGAACUUCCCGGCCUUCCUGGGCUUUUCGUAGCCGGAGUGUUCAGCGCGGCGCUGAGUUCGCUGUCGACCUGUCUGAACUCGAUGUCCGCCGUCAUUUUGGAAGAUUUUGUCAAGCCUUACGUGAAGAAGCCGCUUUCGCCGCUGGCCAUCAACUGGAUCAUGCGCUCCGUAGUCGUCGGCGUCGGUGCCCUUUGCGCCGCACUGGUCUUUGUUGUCGAGAAGAUGGGCACGGUUCUCCAGCUGACCAUGAGUCUCGAAGCCAUCACCAACGGACCAUUACUAGGCACUUUCACGCUAGGCAUCCUGAUUCCUUGGGUUGAGUCCAGGAGCGCCCUAACGGGAGGCAUCGUCGGCGUCCUGUUCAUGUCCUGGCUCAGCCUGAAGGCCCAGUACGCGGUCGCGACCGGUGCCAUAACCUACCCCCACAAGCAGAUGUCUGUCGAGGAGUGCAGCUACGAGUUUGACCGGUCCGCCCUGAACGCCACCGUCACGAGUUCCGUGGCCGCCGAGGACAUCUUCCCCCUGUUCCGGGUGUGCUACAUGUGGUACACCUUCCUGGGGGCGGCCGUUACGAUCUUGGUGUCGCUCGCGUGCACCCUGGUCUACGGACGGAACGAUCCCAAGACGGUGGCGCCGGAUCUGCUGGCGGGAUUCGUGCGGCGGUACGUGUACGGUGGGGAGGGGGAAGAAGCGAGUGGAAGCGGAUGCAACGGGAAAGAGGUUAAGGCGAGGUUGAACAAUUCGACGGGGGGUUGUAAUCACGACGAGAUUUUGAAAGAGUCGCAGCUUUGAGGAGGCGCGGGUAUUUUGCGGAAGAUGCAAGUGUUCCUAUUUUAUUGUAUGAUGAUGGAUUUAUAAUAAUAAUGAUAAAUAAGAAAAU